AUGACACAACCUAUAAGCAAAACAGGAAAGGCAUUACAUAUAAAGGAACUCCGAAAGACAAGUAAUACUUCCUUAGAGAUUAUGGCACAUGAGAAGUUCGUUAUACCUGAGAACUUCACGUUGGCACAGUCUUUGCAAUUGCUUUAUUCCGUCGUCAGGAGUCAAUACAAAAAUUUAGCAACCCAAAUUGACAAUGGUGAAGGUAAUAAGGAACCAGUCAUCUAUGGAAAAAUUCACAAAAAUCUAGAUGCUCUACUGGUAUACGUCAAUGAGGGCCUACGGAAAAUUGAAAGGACAUAUGUUCUAAAGAAAGGACUAGGAAACCUUGUGGUUGAUCAUCCUGAAUUGAAGAGCGUUAUUGAAGAUUUCCAAAUACUUGGCCAAGACAUCAGGAUUUCACGUCGUCAAACAGAAAAACUCAUGACCGAGGGGAACAAUAGUUCUUCUCUCUCAUCAUCCUCGUCUGUUUUGGGUCUUAAGACAGGAAACAGUCUACGUUUUCCAAAACUUUGGAAAAUGGGUUCCAAGAAGGAUAAGCUAAAAGAAGUUGACGAAAAGGAGGCAAGAAUCAAUAAACAGGCAGAUAAUAUCAGACGUGCAAGAAAGUUGGAAGAAGAAGAAAAAUUAGAAGCGAAUCGUCAGUAUGAGAAGGAAUUAGAACUCCAAAGGGAAAAAUUGAUUGAGUUAAAAGUUAAGGAAAAAGUCGAAUAUGAAGUGGCACAAAAACUAGAGGAGGAGAGAGUCAAAAGAGAUGAACAACGCAAGCAUAGGGAGCAAGCGGAAAAGAAACGUAUAUCAACCUUAAAACAUGAUAGGAAAACAAAUUACAAAUCAAGAGCUAGCCUUGAUAAUCCCUCUUUAAAGUCGAAAUAUGUCGGAAAGAUUGAUAACGCCGUAAGCAAAAGAAGGUCGCUUGAUGUUUCACGAAUAGCCAACGAAAAAACGUGCACUCCAGUACGAAAAUCAAUGGAAGCAACAGAUAUAGGAAUGGCUGCACAAUUAGCCUGGUCUCAGUAUCAAAGUGGGGCAAAUCAAACAAAAAUGAGUAAUAAUGGCUUACCUACUAAUGAACCCUCAAUACGGUAUAAAUCAACUCAACCUUUAAAAAAAAGAUAUGAUUACAAAAAGCCAAUGGUCAAUCGACCGAUCAUAAAAUCACCCACUUUCAAUAGGCAAAACAGUAAACCUUCAAGGAGUUCGUCUACAAAUGCGCACUUAAAAUCGAAUAAAGCCAACGGCAAUAAAGCUACCGGGAAGAAUGAACCAAAUUCGGUGCCUACUUCACCAAUACUUGUUUCGGAGACUGCAACAUUUACCGAACCGAGGCCAAGACGUUCCAAAAGUGCUACACCUGAUAGGGAAAGCUCUGGAAGUUUAUCCAUGGAUCCCAAAAAAGAAGACAUAUUAAAGUCCGUUCAAGGAGUAGAUCGAAGCGCCUGCGAACAGAUCCUUAAUGAAAUCUUGGUAACAGAUGAAAAAGUAUAUUGGGAUGAUAUUGCGGGGUUAAGAAACGCUAAGAACUCUUUGAAAGAGGCCGUGGUUUAUCCAUUUUUACGACCAGAUUUAUUCAAAGGUCUCAGAGAACCUAUCAGAGGUAUGCUUUUGUUUGGCCCACCUGGAACAGGUAAGACAAUGAUCGCUAAGGCGGUUGCAACAGAAUCCAACUCUACAUUCUUCAGUGUAAGUGCAUCUUCUUUACUAUCGAAAUAUCUCGGUGAAUCUGAAAAACUGAUUAGAGCAUUAUUUUACAUGGCGAAAAAACUGUCACCUUCUAUUAUCUUCAUAGAUGAGAUCGAUUCGAUGUUGACUGCUCGUUCUGAUAAUGAAAAUGAGUCGUCGAGGAGAAUCAAAACAGAGCUUCUCAUUCAAUGGUCUUCGUUAUCAAAUGCGACUGCUCAGGCUGAAGAUCAAACGAAUAUGCUUGAUAGCAGAGUACUUGUUUUGGGAGCCACCAAUUUACCUUGGGCUAUUGAUGAUGCAGCAAGAAGACGGUUUUCGAGAAGAUUAUAUAUUCCCCUUCCAGAUUACGAAACUAGACUAUAUCAUUUGAAGAGAUUAAUGGCUAAGCAAAAGAAUAACUUGGAGGAUCUGGAUUAUGAAUUAAUAACAAAAUUAACGGAUGGGUUUUCCGGUUCUGACCUUACAUCGUUAGCAAAAGAAGCAGCAAUGGAACCUAUUAGGGAUUUAGGAGAUAAGCUGAUGUUUGCAGAUUUCGAUAAGAUUAGAGGAAUUGAAAUCAAAGACUUUCAAAAUUCGUUAGUGACAAUAAAGAAAAGUGUAUCGCCGGAAUCCCUACAAGAAUAUGAGGAUUGGUCCAAUAAAUUUGGUAGUACCGGUGCUUGA
Molecule: messenger RNA, 2343 nt
Organism: Saccharomyces eubayanus
Lineage: Eukaryota; Fungi; Ascomycota; Saccharomycetes; Saccharomycetales; Saccharomycetaceae
Gene: YTA6
Product: putative AAA family ATPase YTA6
Exons: 1
Coding region: 1-2343 (780 amino acids)
Molecular function (GO): ATP hydrolysis activity; ATP binding
Source: RefSeq, a predicted model, not a curated record